AUGUUACAAGUAGAAGAAAGUAAUAAAUUAAAUCAAACACCUGUUCAAGUAGUUGAAACAGAAAAUACUGUAAAUAUAUCUGUAAAAUUCUCAUCUUUAGAUAAAAGUAAGCUUAAAGAAUCUUCAUUGAUGGUUGAAAAGUUUCUUAAAAAUCUCGGUUUAGAGAAUUUCAAGUUGACUACCAAUUUAAAACCAGCUCAAGCUGAGUAUACAUCUAGAAAGUCACCAUGUGGUAAUGGAACAGCUAGUUGGACUAAGAGGACAAUGAGAAUAUUCCAGGCUGAUUUAUCUAUGACCAUUGAAGAAUCUGUCUUAUCAACCGUUUCUGAUUUCUUUAAAGGUCUUUGUGUGAAAUCUGAUAUUAUUAAAUGUGAAUAA
Messenger RNA from Hepatospora eriocheir, 378 nucleotides. NCBI's taxonomy places the organism in Eukaryota, Fungi, Microsporidia, Hepatosporidae. The record is from the annotation of a GenBank genome assembly.